This is a messenger RNA of Microthlaspi erraticum, 708 nucleotides long. Lineage: Eukaryota; Viridiplantae; Streptophyta; Magnoliopsida; Brassicales; Brassicaceae. The record is from the annotation of a GenBank genome assembly.
AUGGCCGUUGCGGCGUCUGGAUUCAUAAGGAAACCAGCAAUCUCCGUUCAUCUAGAUUUCUCCUCGGUUCCUCUCAAAUUCUCAUGCUUGAAACUUCCAGUCUCUGUAUCAAAGCCUCUGGUGGUUAUGUCCGUCGCCUUAUCGCCGCCAGCUAGAACAGUUGAGUCUCCGCCGGCCGGUUACCGGAAAAAUGUUGGGAUUUGUCUCGUUAGUCCAUGUAGAAAGAUUUUCACUGCAUCAAAGAUUCAUGUUCCGGAUACAUGGCAAAUGCCGCAGGGUGGGGCUGAUGAGGGAGAAGAUCUGAGAAACGCUGCCUUUAGAGAACUUAGAGAAGAAACUGGUGUUACCUCGGCGGAAUUCAUUGCGGAGAUACCAAACUGGCUGACGUAUGAUUUCCCCCGAGAAGUGAAGGAUAAGCUGAACCGGAAAUGGCGAACAAGUUACAAAGGCCAAGCUCAGAAGUGGUUUCUCUUCAAGUUCACGGGGAAGGAGGAAGAGAUAAAUCUACUUGGAGAUGGUACCGCGAAGCCAGAGUUUAAGGUGUGGUCGUGGAUGCUACCGGAACAAGUGAUUGAACAUGCUGUAUAUUUCAAGAGACCUGUCUAUGAGCAUGUCAUAGAGCAAUUCAACCCUUAUUUUGUGGAUGAAGAGAAGGAUUCUGUGAAGAAGAUUGAAAGUGCACAAGAUUCAUCAAGUGGAUACUCAUGA